Messenger RNA from Prorocentrum cordatum, 957 nucleotides. The record is from the annotation of a GenBank genome assembly. NCBI's taxonomy places the organism in Eukaryota, Dinophyceae, Prorocentrales, Prorocentraceae.
AGUCCGUAGCACCUAGCCAUUGGCUCUAGCCAGUCCGGCUGGACAGUCUUUGAAGGAAGAACAGUUUCGCCAGCUGGCCAUGGGAAAGGUCAAGCAAGUCCGCCGCCGCCUGGCGAAUUUCUUCAACUGGCGCGUGAGCGUCACGCUGACAGAUGGCCGAGUAUUGGUUGGUGUGCUCAUGGCCGUGGACCGCCACGUAAACCUCGUCCUUUGCAACACCGAGGAGUACCGCAAGUAUAAGGUCAAGGGCAAGCCCGAGGGCAAGGAGCUGAAACGCAUGCUCGGCUUCAUCGUGCUUCGUGGCACAAACGUCCUCUAUGUGCAGCCGGAGGAGAUGGGCAAGGACGAGCUCGUUGAGACGGACAAACCGAGGAAAGUCAAGGCGACGGCCAAGGCACCGGCCAAGGCGGCGGCGCCCCCGGGCCUGCCUGGCCUGAUGGGCGGGUUGCCGGGUCUCCCGGGGCUUCGUCCCGGCAUGCUUCCAGGCCUUCCAGGCGGCUUCCCGGGCUUGCCCGGCAUGCGGCCCGCAGGCCUCCCAGGCCUCCCGGGCCUCCCCGGCCUCGGUGCCCUACCCGGCAUGGCCGCGCUUGCGAAGCCAGGGGGUCUGCCCGCCAUGCCAGGAUUGGGCGGCAUGCCAGGCUGUGGUGGCUCCAUGCCAGGGCUCGCUGCCAUGAUGGCCAAGGCGGGCAUGCCUGGCAUGCCUGGCAUGCCUUCGCCGCGCCCCUGAUUUGGCGGGGCAUUUUGAGUAGCGGAUGAAGGCAAUCCAGCAUUGCGCACGUAGUGACGUAGUGGUGAGAGCGACUAGCCGGUUGCUGGUGGCGGGAGCGGGCGGCUUUGUCGGUGCUCCUCUGACUGAUUGUGAGACCACAUUCAUGGAUGCUUAUAAACAGCUCUGCUUUGCGCAUGCCGAGUUCUGGAUGAGGUGUGUGUGUGUAAGUCUCAACGAGAAAGCCCCCG